UGUCCAGAAGCUACAAUUCCUGACGGAAUAAAAUGUACAUUCGAAAAAUGUAUUUAAUGAACGUCGGACCUUUUCAUCACGUCAUUGAUUUAACGUGAACGGUAUACGCGAUAGUAAAACGUUCAAGGUGCAGCCGCUGCGGCCGUUUGCCGAUGCCUGGCGGAAGAGGGGCUUCACUAGAGGGGUCGAUAAAAUAAAAAAACGCUUUUCGGCGGUAAGUCACCACUGCUCGUCCCACGGAUUAACAGGCCACCGCCAUAGGAAUGUGGAGUUUCCACCACCGGCUUCGGGCCGCGAUUGGAUAAUGAGCGUCGCCUCUUGCUCGUUAAUCGUUGAGAAAACUCCAAGUUGACUCUUUGAGUAUCGUUCCUGCGGUCACGAGAAGUACGAUCAAACCACGCCCAUGCCCGUCAUGGCGUGGAGAGACCUUCAUCCGGCAGCGGAGAGACCAGGGACUGUAGCUUAUUAUUAUUUUCAUCAUUAUUAUGACAAAUGUAAUUGUUGCUAGAGUCUCCGCUGUGGAAGCAGCUUGCUCUGUGGUGGUCAGGGCACCGGGAGAGUGCGCCAAGAACUUCCCGUUGACAUCGGCUCCCUUCACCAGGAGAAGACGGCGGAGGAGGCGGCUGGCGUCUUGGCGCGCGUGACCAGGACGGGGACUACCGGCGCGGGCGGGUGAUGGGCAUGGGCGGCGGCAACGACGACGGCGCUGGCAGCGAGGGCGGCGCGCACUUCCGAACCGAGGUGGUGGCGCACAGGGGCGGGGCGGAGGCCCAGCCGGCGCUGGGAGCCCACCGGCCGCAAGCGGACACCGAGGUCACGUGGAACAGCACGGAGAUUUCCCAGAAGCUGCAGUUCCUGCGCGAGCGAGACGCAUGCCGCCUGCCCAUGUCGGAGGGCGAUUGCGACGAGCACGCGGUGCGGUGGUUCUACCACCUUGGCGAGGACGAGUGCCAGCCGUUCAUCUACGGCGGCUGCGGAGGCAACGAGAACCGCUUCGACAGUGAGGAGCGCUGCGUCCGGGCGUGCCGCUUCACCCCGCCAGGUGCUGCUCCUGCCUCGUAAACUUCUUCAUCCCUUCAUCAUCGUCGUCGCCGUCAUUGUAAGAACUAUGGUGCUUUCGUCUACUAUUAAGAGUGAUUGUAACGGCCUAUACUCUGGUGCUAAUUUCAACCGCGUUUGCAAGGGGAGACCUGCACUUUGUUGCUGAAGUCAGCGCACGUCCAACAACCGUGAGGCGUGCCAACAGGUUCAAGGCGUGGCUUCAAAAAGACCUACUCGUUUCAGGAGUUACGUGGAAGCGCGUGUGCUGGGCUCAGGUGUUGCACGGGCACAGACACAAUGUUUAUUUAAACGCCCAGCCAGUUUAGGAGAUGACCAGGUGGCUCACAGGUCGGUCAGAGGUCGGAGUUGACGGACAGCUCGGUCACCAGUGACUGCACACAAAGCUCUCUCAUGUCAAACUUGCUUCCGCGCCAUGAUUCGGUGAAAUGCCAGCUCUGAAAAAUUAACAAAUAAGAAAAUGGCUUGGCACCUCUGCAACAAACGCGACUCUUUAGCUGGGCAGAUGGUGUGUGUGUGUGCGUGUGUCAAGCGGUCACCUUCAGGGAUUUCAGAAGGAGUUCUUUGAUAUCCACUUCUGUGGAUCGUUUCUCUCACAUGGCAGGUUGCAUCUCCCUGUGAGAGUUCACAAUUGACUCCUCCUCCUCUACUGGCAGGGCACCGACAGCACGGCCACUCUAGAAUGGCAACGUAGACAAGAAAUUGUUUUAACAACUGAGCAGUUUCAGUCCCGAUCUGACCAAUACCAACCCUGCGGACCUUCGUCAGCCGUAGAGUCGACCCGUGCCCAGCUGCUCUUAAGGCCAGUGAUGUCAUCGCUUGUUGUGUCUCUAUCGCCGAGCAGUGACCACGCCUCGUGACGAUUCCCCACGCCCGUGAGAAUCGGUCUGAGCUCCAGAUCGGCAGCCCUUACGGCCCGCGUGGCACUCGUCAUUCAGGAAUAGCGGAGCGUUGCGAAGGCGCCUUUAAGAUUUGGAUCGCUCGCCGAGCCUCUAUGCUGUUGCGCACACGUUGAGCUUUUGCCACGGUGUUUUUUAUUCUUAUUUUGAUUUGCUGUGCUGUGGUUUACAUUUUGCAGGAAGCCUUAUUUGCAAUAAAUGCACUAAGUUAUUCUUUUUUUCCUCCCGGUUCCAAGCGCCAAGAUGCGCAGAGUGGAUUUUAUUAUUCUGGUAUGAAGGGAGACUCAAAGAGCACACGUUUGGCAAAACGCAUCAAUAACGUUCACAGUUUUUAUGGAAAGUAUAUUGCAACGCUCCAAGUUCACUGCGAACAGCACGGUACGGUUUAUGAAGUAUUUUUAACACGUAACUUUUAUACGGCAACUUGCAUCUAUAUUCUUAAGACGGGAAGUUCUCCCAUGAUUGCCAAUGAUUCCCCAAUGAGGUUUCAAAAUAUAUAAAAAUUCUCAACCCAGUUAAGGCUCUGCAAACAGAGAUUACUUUCGCGAGUCUGGGUCAACAGCUUGGGAUUAAACUUCAUUGCUGCCUCAGUGGGGUGGAGUGGCGGUGCAGCGGUAGGCGCACUGCACCAGGAACCCUGUCCGGAGCUAAUAUCAGCUGUGUGCAACAUUCGAACCAGUCCUGAUCACCCCCCCCACCCCAUCUCCUUCACCAAUGUGGCAUAGUAUGAACCAGCGUGUUGAAGCACAGUCAUACGCUCCAGCGUGAUCGGAAUGGUGUGUUGUUAAGCGGAUUGCCAAAGGGCUGCUAGUGGCAAAUAAAAUCGCUGAUGCAGUCACGGUGACCGCGACGCAUCCAUCCUUCCCGCAUCGCCAAAGCGACGCGGCCGCCGUUGGGAUAGGAGCCUGGUGGUACACGGGGCGCGUGCGGCUUGGGGUCAUUGCCGGGUCACGUUGGGGGCGUUUCAAGAAUUCGCCUGGUUCCUGUUCGGCGCGAAACACCCGAGCAGAGGCGCCACCGCAGAAAUUUGGACCGUCGGCCCACGAGGAUGCGGGCAAAAGAGUUUGCGGCCACGAGUCGCCGCUCGCCUUGCGCCCAGCCCCGAGUCAUACGGCAAGAGGCCAAAUUUGGGGGGCGGGGGGGGGAGUUGUGAAAUUGUCCACGGAACAGUUUCACACGUAUCAUCCAUAAUAACGUUUUUUUUUGGGGUAGAUCGCGUACACAUAUAUGAAUGUGUCGUUAAAACCCGCCACCGCCCGACACAGCAAACUAGUGAGUAAUUAAAAUAAGAGUUACUAUUUGGCUGUGUCGGGUGGUGGCGGGUUUUAACGACACAUUUAUAUAUUUAUGCAAUCUAAUCCAACAAACCUCUAUUAUGGAUGUACACGAAUCUUUUUCAUUUCGUAUUUUUUCGUGUGUUUUUAUACGUAAAUGUACAUAUAUAUUUUAAUUUCAUGAAAAACCCGUUUGAACGUGUUCACCGCGUACCGAAUAAACGACGCAUUUACCUGAAAACUCUCU
Messenger RNA from Lethenteron reissneri (Far Eastern brook lamprey), 3479 nucleotides. Its product is annotated as chelonianin-like. The record is from RefSeq and is a predicted model, not a curated record. Lineage: Eukaryota; Metazoa; Chordata; Hyperoartia; Petromyzontiformes; Petromyzontidae. Gene Ontology annotation, molecular function: serine-type endopeptidase inhibitor activity.